Molecule: messenger RNA, 1501 nt
Organism: Rhopalosiphum padi (bird cherry-oat aphid)
Lineage: Eukaryota; Metazoa; Arthropoda; Insecta; Hemiptera; Aphididae
Exons: 8
Coding region: 1-1380 (459 amino acids)
Molecular function (GO): phosphatase activity
Source: RefSeq, a predicted model, not a curated record
AUGAGUAUACCGAUAUUUAAACCUGUGACUCACGUCAUUUUUGGUUUGGAUGGAACGCUAUUAGAUACGAGACGAAAUCAUAGAAAAAUGUUUACGAAAAUUGUCAAUGGUUAUGGUAAAGUAUUCCCCGAUAAUUUACUUUUACAAAUUCUCGGUAAACAAGAAAUGGAUAUUGCUAAUUCUAUCAUCUACAAAUUGAAACUUAAUUUGACACACCAAGAAUUUUUACAAAAAGUUCGUGACGAGGAAGAAAAAACACUUAAAAACGCAACACUUAUGUAUGGAGUCGAAGAUCUUUUGGAGCAUUUCCAUCGACAGAAAAUUCCUAUGGCGGUGGCAACGAGUAGCUCAGAGAAGAGUUUCCUAAUGAAAACGGAUCAUCUGAAAAACAUAUUCUCAGUAUUCCAUCAUGUAGUCACCGGAUCUUCCGACCCGGAAGUAAAAGACGGUAAACCAGCGCCAGACAUCUUUAAAGUAUGUGCUUCCAGAUUUCCGGGGAAUCCCAUGAACAGCGAGUUCUUGGUGUUUGAUAACUCGCCUAACGGAGUGACUGCGGCUUUAGCAGCUGGCAUGCAAGUGGUCAUGAUACCUGAUCCCAUAUUGUCAGUAUGGUAUAACAUGUCGAGCGCCAACGCUACGUAUGUGUUAAAUUCCUUGGAAGAUUUCCGUCCGGAAAUGUUUUCACUACCACGGACAUUUCCGAGUAUCGAACCUAAUUUCAGUGAUCGAGAAUGUCCGGUAUUUAGAGAUACGGAGCGGAUUCAUAAAAAAACGUUUACUAAAAUCGCCAAAGAUCAUGGUAAAGAAUUUCCAGAUGAUUUACGUAUACAAAUCCUUGGAAAACAAGAAAUGGACGUUGCUAUUUUGAUUAUUAACACAUUGCAACUAAAUUUAACACCCGAAGAAUUAUUACAACAAGCUCGUAUCGAGGAAGAAAAAGAACUACAAAACGUACAACUUAUGAAUGGAGUCAGAGAUCUCUUGGAAUAUUUCUGUCGGCAUAAAAUACCGAUGGCGGUGGCAACGAGUAGUUCAGAGAACAGUUUCCACGUGAAAACGGCUCAUCUGAAAAAUAUUUUUUCCGUGUUCCAUCACGUGGUCACCGGUUCUUCCGAUCCAGAAGUAAAAAACGGCAAGCCAGCACCAGACAUAUUCAAUAUAUGCGCUUCUAGGUUUCCAGGAAACCCCGCAAACAACCAAUUUCUGGUAUUCGAAGACUCGCCGAACGGAGUGACUGCGGCUAUAGCGGCUGGCAUGCAAGUGUUUAUGAUACCCGAUCCCAUGUUACCAAAAGAACUUACUUCUAAUGCUACACACGUUUUGGAGUCCAUGGAAGAUUUCUGCCCGGAAAUGGUUUCUUUACCGCCACGCGGUUCCUGAUGUUCAUGCUCUUCAUAAGUUUCGAGUAUAUAACUUUGAAAUUGAUAUUUAUAUCAUUUCCACGUAGUCAUUAUACUAAGAACAUAAUAUAAAUACAAAUUCUUAACUAAUUUUCCUGGCA